GCGACGAAAUGUAAUUCUCUCUAUUUUCUUUCUGUUUUACAAUCACAAGUGUAUCUGACAAGUCUAAUGUAGGUUAGGAAUAACAAUGACUCAUUUCUCAAAAGCUCCCUCUGUUUCAGCUGCACAAAAGGGCGCUCUCACGCUGAAACAGAGGAUUCCUGAUGGCUACGGAUCGCUUCUGGCAGGCUUAGGUGGAGACGGUUCUGUCAACUUCGGAGCUUGGGCGCAGCGCAAUUGCUAUCUAGAUUCUUUUUUCUUAUUUAGUCACUUUAUUUUGCAAAAUGUGCGUCGCAUGAUCUCGAGAACUAUACAACGUAGAGAAGUUCUGAAAACACGAAAUCGCUCUAUGAGUACCGAAAAUCGACUACUGGGUAUUCUUUUCCCAAAAUUUACGUUGGAACCGGCACCACAAGGACUUACACCAUAUAUGAAUAAGAAAACAAAAUCAUUCACUCACAUACAAUAUCCUGCUGAUGAAUUGGCAUAUCGUAGUACACCGGAAUAUUUGCGUAAAUUAUUACGCGCUGCUGCUUUAUCUGCUACUUCCUCUUCAGUAAAUGACGAUAUGAAUGAGUCAAAUAUUAUGAGAACAAAAAGUGCGAAUGAUUUAUCACCGAAAUCAAAUUGUACAUAUUUGUUUUGUAUUAGAUAUUUCAUAUAUUCUAGAAAAUUUAGUAUACGUUAUCCACUUUCUGUUAUAGCAUCGAUGAAUAAAACGUUUAUUGGAAAUCCAAAGUAUAAAUCACAUGAAGAUUACUAUGAUGAAGUUGCUACAUUGAAAAAACAAGUCUCCUCGUUGAAAGAUGAAAAUAGUAGUAUGCGUACGAAAAUUCGACGUCUUGACGAAGAAAAUGCGAGAAGAAUUAAAGAAAUUGACGGACUCUGUGAUACCAGCCAAGAUGGUGUUUCUAGAAAAACAUUGUCCGGAACCGAUCGUAAUAGGACAACUAAUGUGUUAAAUUUAAAACAGAAAUUGUUCAAGUUAGAACAACAAUUGAAAGAAAAAGAGGCCACAAUUUCUAAACUACAAAAUGAUCCAAUGUACACAAAAACUGUUGAAAUAGCGAUUAGAAAUAAAGCACUUAGUAAUGAAAUUGAGAGACAAAAAAUUGAAAAGCUGAAUAUUGUCAAUAAUAGCUACCCUACGACAUUGCAAGAAGAAACAAAAAAUGCCGUGCAAAAACUCACCAUUGAAAACAGAGAUUUAUUGAGAGAGAAUAAAAUGUUACAUAAAAAACUUGAUGAACUUGAUGAAAAUCAAAUUGGAAGAGAACGAGAAAUAAAACGUUUAAAUGAAAUAAUUGAGAAAAUAAAACGAGACAGAGAUCAUUAUCGAGAACAAAUGAAUGAAACAGAAAGUGAAUUAUCUGCAUUAAAAAGAGAAUAUGAUAGAUAUAAACAUAAUUUUAAAUCUAAAAUAGCCCUACACGAUAGCACAGAUUUGAGUGGUGGGCGGUCAUCUCCAUCUCGAAUGAUACCAACAAAUCAACAAAAUAUUUCGAAUUGGAGAAGAGACGAUUUAUCUCAUCGUUCUUCACCAACGUCCAUGAAACGAUCAAACUCACCAUUAGGAAAAAGAAGUGAUUCAGAUGAUGAUUUUACCAAGAAAGACACUAGGUAA
Molecule: messenger RNA, 1621 nt
Organism: Didymodactylos carnosus
Lineage: Eukaryota; Metazoa; Rotifera; Eurotatoria; Philodinida; Philodinidae
Source: the annotation of a GenBank genome assembly